CAAACAAACACAUUUUACACAUAAAUUUUAAAUCUGAAAUCUAAAAAAAAAGUAUGUGGACACAUUAUGCAUCAACUACCCAUGCAUAUACGUAUAUCAACAUUAUAUCUGCCAUCACCCACCCUGCCUUCUAGAUAUCAGUAACAGUUAUUAGCUUUUGAAAAAAAAAAACAUAUUACUCGACCACUAAUAGAAACAAUAGCAGCAUAUUCCCCUAAGAAACAGCCCAUCAAUGUGUGUGAUACAACUCUAUCCUCGUCCACAGCAGAAUCAAUGGCAGAAAGAUAAGUGAAUGAGAGAGAGAGAGAGACUGUCUCAUUCGCUGCUGUUCUUCCUAAUUGGAUCAAGCGCAGACUUGCCCGACUCUGCUCAAUGUUCAUAGUGCGAGAGGAUCAAGACAGCAGACACAGCGAGAGACAGAACGUGUGUGUUGGUGUGAUGGAUAAGGAGAGGGAGAAAGAGGAGGGGUGAAAGAAGGGGUGUGUGUAAUCCUCACUCCUAUCUACUCAUCCUUCCGUUUGGUUCUGUGCUCAAGUCUUUACUGACCGCUCUAAAGAGUCGGCGCUUUGAUCGGACAUGCACCUGCUGCUUUCGGAUGCUUCAGCCAUUUUCGGCAGCGGCUGGCAGAGCGUGACAGCAUGAACUGCAGCCCAGGCGUGCCAGCCCCCUCCUCCAGCCCUGCCCCCAGGUGAGUGCUGCGCUCUCUCCGGGACUCUCUGAGGCGGGAUCCACCCUCGGGCGGCCUCACACGCCUGUCUCCGGAGCGUAUGCCUUAUUCGUAGACUUGCUGCCUGUGUUUUUCUUCCUGCUCUGUUGGAGACCGUGAGAACGAACCAGGGCGACAGAAAUUAGAGCCACGUAAGUCUUCCUCUUUAGUAACGAGGUUAGGCAGUUGAGCAUCGUGUCCGAGUCCCUUCCCCCUCGCUGGUGAUCUGAUAAUGGAAAGAACACUUUACGAGGCAGCAUGCCUGCCGCAGCAUUAGAGGAGGUCUGUGCAGCUGCUUCUGAGAGACAGAACGAGGGGGAGAGAUGAAGUCAGAAGCGGCGGAGGACGUCUCUGCCGGACUUGCAUCUCAAGAGGCUCCUUCGGAUGCCUUGUCUGAGGUCGCCACGAAAGAGACGCCCGAGGAAGCGGAGGAGGACGUGGCAGGGGGUAGCGAUAGCUCCGAGCGUGCUCCUCUGGGAUGCGUGCCUUUGCCUGUGGCUGCAUGCUGCGUGUGCCUCGAUCUGGAGCGGGUGAGUAACUGCAUCCGCUCGGAAAAAAUCUGCAUCCUGCCCAUCCUGGCCUGCUUGCUAAGUCUGGCUCUCUGCACCGCCGGCCUCAAGUGGGUCUUUGUGGACAAGAUCUUUGAAUACGAGCCACCGACCCACCUUGAUCUCAAGCGCAUCGGACAGGAUCCUAUAAUCAAUUCAGACUUCACUCAGAAUUCUGCAUCAGUCUCACCUUCCACGGUCACCCCGACGACUCCGUCUGUCCCAGGACAGCCCAAGAUCUUUGUGGAAGGGGACUCCACAGCCAAAACCUUUGAGGUGCACUCAUCAAAGGUGCCAGUUUUUACGCCCACUGCAGCAGUGACUGUUCACACAAACUCUGUGUCUCCACCCAGCCCCAAGAGCACCUUCAAACCCCUCCAGAAUGGCACUGCAAACCAGUAUCCAUCACAAACUCUGGAAUCUAAUGAUAUUGUUCCAAAGACCUCGGCCACCAGCACCACUCCCUCAGCCAAGACCUCCAGUCAUGUGACGCGCUGCAGCGAGAGCGAGAGGAACUACUGCGUGAACGGCGGCGAAUGCUUCACGCUGGAGGUCACACCUGGCAACAUCAGACGCCUCUGCAGGUGCCCCAAUGAGUUUACUGGUGAUCGCUGCCAAAACUACGUAAUGGCCAGCUUCUACAAACAUCUUGGGAUUGAAUUUAUGGAAGCUGAGGAGCUCUAUCAGAAACGCGUUUUGACUAUAACAGGCAUCUGCAUCGCUCUUCUAGUUGUUGGCAUCAUGUGUGUGGUGGCUUACUGCAAAACAAAGAAACAGAGGAAAAAGCUGCAUGAUCGUUUGCGGCAGAGUUUACAAGAGCGAAACGCUGCGGCCAAAGGCCCUCAGCACCGCCACCCUCCACCCGAAAACCUGCAGCUGGUCAAUCAUUACAUGCCGGAAAAUACCGACCCUCCUCAUGUGCAUGUGAUGGACAAAGAAAUGGAAACAUCUCUCUCCACAAAUGAGUUCACCUCAUCAACACAUCCGUCCACUGCUGUCACUCACUCCUCCAGCCAGUGCUGGAGUAAUGGGAAAGCAGAGAGUGUGGUUUCUGACAGUCACGCAAUCCUGGUCAAGUCAUCGGUGGAGAACUGCCGGCACGGUACGUCCGGUCACAGGGGGCGUCUGAAUGCUACCGGAGGAGUCCAUCAGCUCAACGAUCACCUGAAGAGCUCUAGAGAAACCCAGGGCUCCUGCAGAGACUCCCCCUACAGCCAGAGGUAUGUUUCGGCCAUGACUACACCCAGCUGUCUGUCCCCCGCGGGGCUUCUCUCUCCAGCGACGCCCUCCUCGCCUCCCUCCGAGAUGUCGGCUCCUCUGUCCAGCCUGGCGACCUCCGUUCCUUCCAUGGCAGCGAGUCCCUCGGGGGAGGAGGAGCGCCCCCUGCUGUUCCGGACCCCGCCAAUCCUGCGUGACAAAUCCGGUCUGAAUCAGUCAGGCCAUAACCUCCGCAACUUGGCUCACUACAAUCACGGCCUGGAGCUGCCCAGCCCUGCGGCCAGCCCUCUGCACAUUGUGGAGCAGGAGGAGAGUGCACAGCAGUACCAAAGCACAGCCGCAGCGUCCCCCCCACACAGCCCCACUGCAGGCCACCGUAGCUCAAGAACUCAGCCGAGUGGCCAGACAGCGCUGGAGCCGGUCAGCGGCAGUAACUCAGAGAGCAGCAGCUCGGAGAGCGAGACUGAGGAGGACACUCCGUUUCUGGGCUUACAGAACUCUCUGGCCGCUGGAUCAGUUGUUGUGGACGGGCUGGAGGGCAGCAGAACUAACCCCGCGCUGCACCUCUCGCCGCAACACGACCUGCAGAGCAGACUGACGGCCGUCAUGGCCAACCAAGAUCCUAUAGCUGUGUGAAAGAUGCAUCGAAGAAACAAAUCACCACUAAACCUUUAUUUUCUAUAAUUAAGUAUUGCAAAAAAAAAACGUCAACUUUUAUUUUAGUGAUGUAGUGAAACAAAGACUUUUAUAUAUGUGUGUACAACGUUUGCGUCAUGGAAAAAAAGUGCCAUUCACAUGUAGCUGAGGUCACAGUAUUUCAAUGGCAGAAAAAAUAUAAUCAAUGGUGCCUUUUAAUUUACGUUUGAAGAAAAGAGGACUGCAUCAUGACACUGGGCCAUAUAUUCAUGACUUUAAGGCAACAAAAUAAAUUCUGUGACUGAAAAAAAAAAA
Messenger RNA from Sinocyclocheilus anshuiensis, 3423 nucleotides. RefSeq names its product pro-neuregulin-1, membrane-bound isoform-like. The transcript has 9 exons. Gene Ontology annotation, biological process: activation of transmembrane receptor protein tyrosine kinase activity; intracellular signal transduction; nervous system development. Lineage: Eukaryota; Metazoa; Chordata; Actinopteri; Cypriniformes; Cyprinidae. The record is from RefSeq and is a predicted model, not a curated record. Gene Ontology annotation, molecular function: chemorepellent activity; protein tyrosine kinase activator activity. The coding region runs from base 1030 to 3108 and encodes 692 amino acids.